CUGGGGAAGGCUGUCCAAGGUAUUAUCCAAACACGCACACACGAGCUCUCGCGCUCUCGCUCUAUUUCUCUCUCUCUCUCUCUCAAACAUGCACACAGACGCUGCUGCCAGCCCUCCACUUACAGCUCCAGCCUUUCAAAGCUGUUUUUCCUCUGGAGAUCAGCACACGGUUUAACACCACACAGCUGCCACCGAAGAGACUGAGGGAAGGAGAGAAGAGUGAAUAGAGAAAAUAGGGAGCAAAAAGAAGAAGACCAGGAAAGUGUUUUCAAAUACUCCAGGUUUUUUGUGUUUUGAAAUACUCUGUUUUUUUUUAGUUUACUCCUUGGGACCAUUCAAAGAAGAGAAGAGAGUCUGAGUUCACAGGAAAUUAUCAGAGUGAAUGGGUUGCCAUGGUAACUGACACUGGCAGCCUGACAAGAGAAAACUCAAUGUUUAAUGGAGGAAGAUCCUCGGUGGUGGCAAGCAAGCGAAAGUAACAGGGAUUUAAGAGAGGUGAGAGGGAACAAGAGAGGAGUGAGUGGAGGAGCGCGGUGGAAGUCCAGAAUGGAGGACGGGUUUUCCAGCUACAGCAGCCUCUAUGACACAUCUUCGCUGCUGCAGUUCUGUAACGAUGACAGUGCAUCGGCAGCCAGCAGCAUGGAGGUCAUGGACCGCAUUGCCUCCCUGGAGCAGCGUGUCCAGAUGCAGGAGGACGAGAUCCAGCUGCUCAAGUCUGCGCUGGCCGACGUGGUGCGCCGCCUCAACAUCUCUGAGGAGCAAAACGCUAUGAUUAACAGGAGGGGACCCACUAAAGACCCAGCUUUGAUGAAAAGGUCCCCAUCGUCAGACAGCAAUGGUGGAAAGCCAGCCAGACCCAUGAUGGCUGCCCUGCCUCUAAGGCACACUGUCAGCAACGGCACUGUCCUGCCCAAGAAAAGCUGUGGCACGCUACCGUCCCCCACCAGCUCCAGGAAGGAUGCUGCUUCACCAGCAACCAAAAGUCUCUCCAGUCUGUCUGGCAUACCCACCAGACUUAUCUACAUCACUUCUCCUUACAGCACUGUGAGGAGAACCAACUCCAACGAAACGAUGGGUACACUGACUCGUAAAGACAGCGGCGACUCCAAGAGCAACCGCACCCGCACCGGCUCUACCGGGAGCAACUCCAGCGGCAAGAGAGCCAGCGAAAGCAAACUUAAGGAGCCCAUUUUCAAUGCAGGGAUGCGACGAGUGACACACUGCAAAGAGGAAGGGUAUGUGAAAAUGUAUUUGAAGGGACGACCCAUCACCAUGUACAUGCCCAAAGACCUUGUGGAGACCUACUGCCUGGAAGCCAAAUCGGACCUGCCAAACAUAAAGCUCAAACUGGACUGGGUUUAUGGGUACAGGGGACGUGACUGUCGCUCUAACCUGUACCUGCUACCCACGGGAGAGACGGUCUACUUCAUUGCAUCUGUUGUGGUGCUGUACAAUGUGGACGAGCAGCUCCAGAGACACUACACCGGGCACACUGAUGACAUCAAGUGUCUGGCUGUCCAUCCUGAUAAAAUCACCAUAGCAACGGGACAGGUGGCAGGCACCUCUUCUGAAGGCAAACAGUUGGCUCCUCAUGUGCGGGUUUGGGACUCUGUGAGCCUCAACACCCUCCACAUUCUGGGGACAGGUUUCUUUGACCGUGCCCUGGUUUGUCUUGCCUUCUCCAAGUCGAAUGGAGGCAACACGCUGUGUGUAGUAGACGACUCCAAUGACCAUGUGCUCUCUGUGUGGGACUGGCAGAGAGAGGAAAGACUAGCUGAUGUCAAGUGUUCCAACGAGGCAGUGUUCGCUGCCGACUUCCACCCCACUGACACCAACAUUAUAGUCACGAGUGGGAAGUCACACCUCUACUUCUGGACACUGGAGAGGGGUACCCUUACCAAGAAGCAAGGCUUGUUUGAGAAACAAGAGAAGCCCAAGUUUGUCUUGUGUGUGACUUUUUCAGAAAAUGGAGACACCAUAACUGGAGACUCAAGUGGAAAUAUACUGGUGUGGGGAAAAGGCACUAAUCGAAUUAGCCACGCCAUUCAGGGUGCACACGAGGGGAGCAUCUUUGCACUGUGUAUGUUGAGGAACAGCACACUGGUGUCAGGGGGAAAAGAUCGGAAACUCCUCUCUUGGGAUGGGAGCUACCAGCAGAUCCAAUCGGUUGAGGUUCCUGAGUUAUUUGGCCCCGUCCGCACUGUUGCCGAGGGCAAAAGGGAGAGUGUGCUUAUUGGGACCACCAGGAACUAUGUUCUACAAGGCAGUUUAUAUGGCGAAUUUACCCCCAUCACACAAGGUCACACCGAUGAGCUGUGGGGGUUGGCCGUGCACCCUUGGAAACCCCACUUCCUCACCUGUGGCCACGACAAGCAUGUCAGCCUGUGGGACGCCUCCUCGCACCAGCCUGUCUGGACCAAGACAAUGGAGGACGCAGCUCAGUCUGCUGGAUUCCAUCCCUCUGGAGCAGUGGUUGCUAUAGGAACGCAGACCGGCAGGUGGCUGGUGCUGGAUACUGACUCUAAGGAUCUAGUCACAGUGCACACAGAUGGGAAUGAACAGCUGUCUGUUAUACGCUUUGCACCGGAUGGCAAUUUCCUGGCGAUUGGCUCUCACGACAACUACAUCUAUAUCUACGCAGUGGGGGAGAGCGGCAGGAAGUACGGUCGAGUGGGAAAGUGCUCGGGCCACUCCAGCUUCAUCACCCAUCUGGACUGGUCAGUGGACUCUCAGUACCUGGUGUCCAACUCAGGAGACUAUGAGAUACUCUAUUGGAUCCCAUCAGUGUGUAAACAGGUGGUGAGUGUGGAGACCACACGGGACAUCCCCUGGGCCACGUCCCACUGCACUCUGGGCUUCCAAGUCUUUGGGUUAUGGCCUGACGGCUCCGACGGGACUGACAUCAACGCCGUCUCCAGAUCCAAUGACAAAAGGCUGCUCGUCACAGGAGACAACUUCGGAAAAGUCCAACUUUUCUCAUUCCCCUGCUCUCAAUUCCGGGCUCCCAGUCAUGUUUAUGGCGGACACAGCAGUCAUGUGACCAACGUAAAAUUCCUGUUUGACGAUAGUUGCCUGGUUUCCACUGGGGGCAAGGACAUGAGCGUCAUGCAGUGGCGGGUAGUGUGAGGCAGUCAUUUUGGGGCAACAGACAGACAGUUUCUUUAUGGAUCAGGGUAGGGUGGGUAGGGGAAGGGUUGUACUCAUAGAGGCUUCCCUGUACAAUGAGCUUACGAUGAUGUUGCCCCAAGAAGCUGAUCUUGGAUCAGUUUUGUAUUUACCCCAUUAAUGAGUUAGAAUUUGGGGAGGGCUGAUUCUAGAUCUGUUCCUAGGGUUGACUUCACUCCAGAGUUGAGCUUUUUGGUGGGUGGGAUGGGUCGUGGGUGGGUUGGGGACGAAGAGCAUCGCAACAAAGGAUGAUACAAUAGGGAGUACCUAUUGUUUCGUCUUUUAUCUGUCUCCUUUAUUUUGUAUAUUUCACACCUCAGGAAACCAAUAGAAAAUUAGGAGUUGAAUUUAUUCCCUUUGCCAUAUCAAUGGCCUCUACUCUGGCCUGGUAGAGAUAGCACUCCACAUUUGAAAGUGGAUGGCAGGUAGCCUAGUGGUUAAGAGUGUUGAGCCAGUGAGCAAAAUGUUGCUGGUUUGAAUCCCAAAGCUGAUUAGGGGAAAAAUCUGUUGAGCAAGGCUUUUUAGCCAAAUUGCUCUGGGUAAGAGUGAAUGCAUAAUGGAAGUUUUCAUAUUUACUAUGUGCACAUACAUUUGGUUCAAACUGAUGCUGACAGAGAGUAAAUGACCAAUAUUCCAAUGAUUACACUCUUUCAUCAUAUGAUGUUUAUUUUAUAGUGAAUACAUCGGGUUUACCCCAGGCAGUUUGUUACUAGGCCAAGUGUGCGGUUGAAUAGAUGCGAAUUCUGUGACGCUACAUGGGAAUAUGAAGAUAUUAACUCUCUGCUGCCACUGUCUGGCUUCCUGAGGUAUUGAAUGGUGUCAUAAUGACUACUUCACUAAUGCUCUGCAAACUAUAAUACAUGAUAAAGUAUCACACUGGCAUUUCAAAGAGCCCUUUAAAAACAAAUGAAUGAUUAUUUAAAUGAAUAGUCAAUGAUUAUUUACACCUGUUGCAAAGCAUCAUUUUGGGACACAAAUGACUGAAGUUCAACUACAUUUCAAACAUAUUUGGAUUACACUGUUAUAUAUCUGCUGCCGAUGUCACUUUCUUCCUGAGCCUCCCUUAUCUUCCUGUAUAGUCUUCAAACUAGUUAUGUAAAUAAGAGGUUUGUACUAAUCAGACCAUUGCACUGUAAUUGUUUUCUCUCCAAUACCCUUUUCACACUAUAGUGCCGAACCAAUCCGUACCGUGCUGACUCAAUAUUUUCUUUUCACAUUGUCCUUUUCAGCACGGCUACAGUAUCUACAUGGAAGCUAACCAGAUUAGCUCAGUACAGCUUGUUUGGCUCGGUUUGGCUCAGUAGUGUGAAAAGUCCUAAUGUGUGCUCCCCUAUUGUGCACUGUUUGCCAUAGGCAAGUAAUCACUACUCCAAGGCUUAAGGCCCACUCUUGAUAUUUACAGCUGUUUUUGAUCUCUCCAAGGCUUAAAAUAACCUGUGAUUUAGCUACCAUA
Messenger RNA from Oncorhynchus tshawytscha (Chinook salmon), 4618 nucleotides. RefSeq names its product echinoderm microtubule-associated protein-like 1. The transcript has 25 exons. Gene Ontology annotation, cellular component: mitotic spindle. The record is from RefSeq and is a predicted model, not a curated record. The coding region runs from base 439 to 3126 and encodes 895 amino acids. Gene Ontology annotation, molecular function: microtubule binding. Lineage: Eukaryota; Metazoa; Chordata; Actinopteri; Salmoniformes; Salmonidae. Gene Ontology annotation, biological process: microtubule cytoskeleton organization.